GGGCGGGGGGCGGGCGGUGGGCAGUCCCUCCCCGCCCCGCCGAGCCGUGCGGCCCUCGCCUGCCUGCCGCGCGGUGCCCGCUUGCCCCCGGCUCUGAGGGGUGUCGGCCCCGGUCCCCGCCAUGUUCUCCAGGAAGGGCCACGCCGACGCCAGGAAGUGCACGCAGAAGGCGCUGGACCCCAAGCGGGACGUGCUGACCCGCCUCAAGCACCUCCGGGCGCUGCUGGAUAUUGUGGAUGGAAGUGACCUGAAGCAGUUAUUUGAGAACAAUUAUUCUCAAUUUUUUUUUAUCUUCUAUGAAAACUUCAUAACACUGGAAAAUAGCUUGAAACAAAAAGGGAAUAAAUCACAAAGGGAGGAGCUGGACUCCAUUCUCUUUCUUUUUGAAAAAAUAUUGCAGCUACUACCUGAGAGGAUUUUUUAUCGAUGGCAUUUUCGCAGUAUAGGGUCAAUUUUGAAGAAACUUUUGCACACUGGAAACUCCCUCAAGAUAAGAUGUGAAGGAAUCCGUCUGUUUCUUCUCUGGCUUCAAGCACUUCAGACUAACUGUGCAGAAGAGCAGAUAUUAAUAUUUGCAUGCCUUGUGCCUGGUUUUCCACCAAUUAUGUCCUCACGAGGUCCCUGUACGCUAGAUAACCUCAUUAGUCCUCCUAAUUCACCAGAUGCUAAGAUUUUUCCAGAAGAAAUUACCCCACUUUUGCCAGCUGUUUCUGGAGAGAAAAUUGCAGAUGACCAAACCUGCUUUUUUCUUCAGCUACUGUUAAAAUAUAUGGUAAUUCAGGCUGCAAGUUUGGAGUGGAAAAAUAAGGAGAACCAAGACACUGGGUUUAAGUUUCUCUUUACCUUGUUUAGAAAAUACUACCUUCCGCACUUGUUUCCAUCUUUUACAAAGCUAACUAACCUCUACAAACCUGUUCUAGAUAUUCCUGAUAUAAGACCAAGACCAGUUUACAUUACUGCAACACGAAACAAUGAAAAUGUCUAUAGCACAAAAAUUCCAUAUAUGGCAGCUCGAGUUGUUUUUAUUAAGUGGCUUGUUACCUUCUUUCUUGAAAAGAAAUAUUUAACUGCUGUUCAGAAUACAAAAAAUGGAGGAGAAAUGCUCCCUAAAAUUAUUCAGACUGUUGGUGUUGUAAACCAAGAUAAAAACCCAGAGCUGGAAACUGGCAUGUCUUAUGCAGGCGAGCAGGAGAGGAGCCAUUCGAACAGCAGCACCUUGUCUGACCGACGGCUCAGUAAUUCCAGCCUCUGCAGCAUCGAAGAGCAGCAUCGAACUGUUUAUGAGAUGGUGCAGAGAAUCCUCUUGUCCACACGAGGAUAUGUUAACUUUGUUAAUGAGGUGUUUCGACAGGCUUUUUUGUUGCCUUCUUCUGAUAUAUCUGCAACGCAAAAAGUGGUUAAGGUCUAUAGAAAGUGGAUAUUGCAAGAGAAGCCUGUGUUCAUGGAGGAGCCAGACAAAAAGGAAAACAGUGAGGAUGCUGUUGUCAGCUUAGAGGAUUCAUCAGUGCAAACGGAUGGUAAACAUCUUUCCUCUGACCACUCAGGACAUAAGCGCUCAUCCAGCUGGGGAAGAACGUUCUCCUUUACCAGUGCUGUUAACAGAGGAUGUGUAUUAGAAGAUGAGGACAAAAAUGUUAAAGCUGGUGCUCAAGCUGCAUUACAGGUGUUCUUGACAAACUCUGCAAAUGUUUUCUUAUUGGAACCAUGCAUUGAAGUCCCUGUGCUUCUGAAGGAGCAAGUUGAUGCUUGCAAGGCAGUUCUGAGCAUUUUUAGGCGCAUGAUAAUGGAACUAUCAAUGAAUAAAAAGACAUGGGAACAGAUGUUACAGAUACUCCUCAGAAUAACAGAAGCUGUGAUGCAGAAGCCAAAAGAAAACCAUAUGAAGGAUACGUUUGCUCAGAGCAUGUCAGGGUUACUUUUUCGAACCCUCAUUGUGGCUUGGAUCAGAGCAAACCUGAGCGUUUACAUUUCUCGGGAGCUGUGGGAUGAACUGCUCAGUGUCCUGUCUGCCCUGACUGACUGGGAGGAGCUCAUAAACGAGUGGGCCAAUAUCAUGGACUCUCUAACAGCAGUGCUGGCAAGAACUGUGUAUGGGGUAGAAAUGACAAAUUUACCCUUGGAUAAGCUCAGUGAACAAAAAGAAAAAAAGCAGAGAGGAAAGGGUGGCAUUUUAGAGCCUCAAAAGGCAGCUGUAGUGGGAAGAUCUUUUUCAUUAAGCUGGAAAAGUCAUCCAGAAGUUGUGGAGCCAAUGAGAUUCAGAAGUGCUACCACCUCUGGAGCCCCAGGAGUUGAGAAAGCAAGAAAUAUUGUUCGUCAGAGAGCAACAGCUAAGCGAAGCCAGUCUAUCAGCAACUGUGUUCAUCUUUAUGAGGCUUUGCCAGCUACUAAAAGUGUACCUCUUCUGCUUCACACUGUGAGCUCUCUCUUACCUGGUAUCUCUUACACUUCUUGCUCUCACAGACUGUCAGAAGUUGAAGAAUCCCAGCAGUCGGAAAUUUCAGCAGGAACAGAAGCUACAGGCCUAUUUGUAGACCAAGAGCAGCAGCUAACUCGAAGUAGCAGCACUUCAGAUAUUGCAGAUCAGUUUCCAUCUGAUUUUUUUCAAGGUAAGAAGGCUGGAAGUUCUCAUAAUUUAUCUUCUUCAGAUUCCAAAUCAGUUCAGGAAAAUAAGGAAUAUAUGAAGAAGGAACAUGAAGCUGAGCAUGUACUAGUACAAAGGAGCAGUAGUACAGCUGAAUUAGAUUUGAAAGCAGACUUGCAACAAACACAUGGAAACCAUAGGGAGAGAGAAAAAAGUGAAAGUGUUAGCAGUGACACAUCCAUUGGGUAUAAUAAUGAAGUAGAGAUUGCACUCAUCCCCUGGCAAGCUUCUGAAGAAGACCGUGAAGUUAAUGCAUCAACAGAUGUUUGUGUGGAUACUGAUGCACCUCACUGGCUUCAGCUUAGUCCUUCAGAUAAUGCAAAUUUAACAGACAGCAGUGAGUAUCUUGCUGAUGACUGCAGUAUAAUUGCCGGUGGAAGCCUCAUCGGUUGGCAUCCUGAUUCUGCUGCUGUGCUAUGGAGGAGGAUCUUGGGAAUUCUUGGAGAUGUGAACAAUAUACAGUCACCUAAAAUUCAUGCAAAAGUUUUUGGGUAUCUCUAUGAGCUGUGGUAUAAACUUGUAAAGAUAAGGGACAACCUUGCUAUAAGUACGGAUAAUCAGUCGACUCCCUCUCCUCCUGUCUUAAUUCCUCCUCUCAGAAUAUUUGCAUCAUGGUUAUUCAAGGCAACCACCCUGCCAAAUGAAUAUAAAGAAGGCAAACUUCAGGCAUACAGGCUGAUCUGUGCUAUGAUGACUAGGCGUCAAGAUGUUCUGCCAAAUUCUGAUUUCCUAGUUCAUUUUUAUUUUGUGAUGCACCUUGGCUUAACAAGUGAAGACCAGGAUAUCUUGAAUGCUGUCAUAAAGCAUUGCCCACCUUGGUUUUUCUUCCUGGGCCUACCUGGCUUUACAAUGCUGAUAGGAGACUUCAUUACAGCGGCAGCCAGAGUGCUGAGUGCAGACAUGCUGGAGGCUCCCCGUUCAGAAGCUCAUACCAUCCUUGGUUCUCUUGUUUGCUUUCCAAAUAUCUACCAAGAAAUCCCACUCUUGCGGCCCAUUUCAGAAGCUGGUGAGAUCAUCGCGGGAAGUGCAGAUGUAAAGUGUUACCUCAUAAAUAUUUUAUUGAAGAAUGCUACAGAGGAGCCAAGUGAAGCUGCAAGAUGCAUAGCCAUUUGUGGCCUUGGAGUUUGGAUAUGUGAAGAACUAACGCAGUGUACAAAUCACCCCCAAGUGAAGGAAGCAAUCAAUGUCAUAGGUGUGACACUAAAGUUUUCUAAUAAAUUGGUAGCUCAGGUAGCCUGUGAUGUUCUUCAACUGCUAGUUUCUUACUGGCAAAAGCUGCAGAAGUACGAAUCCUCUCUGUCCAGAAAAAUUACUGAAAUCCUUGUGGCCACUAUUGCAUUUCUUCUGCCAAGUGCUGAGUAUUCCGCUGUGGAAGCAGAUAAAAAGUUUAUAGUUUCACUGCUACUUUGCUUGUUGGAUUGGUGCAUGGCAUUACCCAUGAAAAUGCUUCUGGAGCCAGUGUCUGCUGGUGUCCUUGAAGAUCAACAUGCAUCCAAAGCUCCUUUACUCGACUACAUUUAUAGAGUUUUGCACUGCUGUGUGAAUGGCUCGAGUACGUAUACUCAACAAAGCCAUUACGUGCUGAGUCUUGCGGAUCUCUCGUCUAGUGACUAUGACCCUUUCUUGCCACUCGGAAAUGUCACAAGCUCUGAGCCAGCCCAGUGCCACUCUGUCACAGAUUUGGGCAACCUGCUCACUGUUGCUGAGGAAAAAAGAAGAAGGAACUUAGAAUUAAUACCUUUGACGGCACGGAUGGUUAUGACUCAUCUGGUGAACCACUUGAGCCACUACCCACUCAGCGGAGGUCCUGCCAUCCUCCACAGUCUCCUUAGUGAGAAUCACGACAACUCCUAUGUGGAGUCCUCUGAGCUGUCAUCAGAAGUUUUCCGGAGCCCCAACUUGCAGCUCUUUGUGUUUAAUGACAGUACUCUUAUAUCAUACCUCCAGAUCCCUGCAGAAAAGAAGAAGGACACUGAGCCAGCAGUGGCCCCCUCAGAUGUGAGGGUAAUUGUCAGAGAUAUCUCAGGGAAGUACUCUUGGGAUGGCAGAAUAUUAUAUGGACCUUUGGAGGGCUGCCUUCCACGGCAGAGUACUCCGAGCUCAUUUGUGAUUUCAGGCAACCCUGAGCACCAGUUCAGUUCCCAGAAAGACAUUUCUCAGGUGGAAGAAGGAGAAGAUGCUCUCGACAAGUUGCUGGAGAAGAUUGGUAACACUAGUCCUGAAUGCCUUUUACAUCCCCAGCGGAAGCUGAAUGAGCCGUCGCCACCACCCUUUGGUAUGAGCUACGAACAAGAGAAUGAAAUCACCGAAGCCCUGAUGAGGCAGAGUGCCCAGGAAAAAGACUAUAUUUUUAAAUGCAGCUCAGGCUUCAGUAUGAAGGUGGCCCGUCAAGAAGAACCACGUCCUACUGAACCUCAAGCGUCCUUUUAUUUCUGUCGGCUGUUGCUAAAUGAUUUGGGAAUGAACUCCUGGGAUAGAAGGAAAAGCUUUCAUCUUCUUAAGAAAAAUUCAAAAUUACUGAGAGAACUGAAAAAUCUGGAUUCUCGCCAAUGCCGUGAAACUCACAAGAUUGCAGUGUUUUACAUUGCAGAAGGACAGGAGGACAAAUGCUCAAUACUGUCCAAUGCAAGGGGAAGCCAGGCAUAUGAAGAUUUUGUUGCUGGACUGGGUUGGGAGGUUGAUCUCUCAACACAUGGUGGAUUUAUGGGCGGCCUGCAGCGCAACGGCAGCACUGGACAAACAGCACCCUAUUAUGCUACCUCUACCGUGGAAAUCAUUUUUCAUGUGUCUACAAGAAUGCCAUCAGAUUCAGAUGAUUCACUGACCAAAAAGCUUCGUCACUUGGGAAAUGAUGAGGUUCACAUCGUCUGGUCUGAACACACGAGGAACUACCGCAGGGGCAUUAUACCAACAGAUUUUGGAGAUGUUUUAAUUGUUAUUUAUCCAAUGAAGAAUCACAUGUUUUUCAUAGAGAUAAUGAAGAAACCAGAGGUGCCAUUUUUUGGUCCUCUCUUUGAUGGAGCCAUUGUGACUGCAAAGCUUCUGCCAAGCCUUAUAUGUGCCACGUGCAUCAAUGCCAGCAGAGCUGUCAAGUCACUCAUCCCGCUCUACCAGAGCUUCUACGAGGAAAGAGCUCUGUACCUUGAAGCAAUAAUCCAGAACCAUAAAGAAGUAAUGACGUUUGAGGAUUUUGCUGCUCAGGUCUUUUCUCCCUCUCCCAGCUACUCCCUCGGUGGAACUGGCUGCCUCACCACAAGUGCAAGCACCGACCUUACUGUCACCGUAGGAAUAGAGCUAACGGACCCGACUUCACCGACGCUGCCGCAUGCCACCAGGAGCAAAGUCUCUGGGAAGCUUCGCCGCUCCGCCAGCGCUCUCAGCAAGUCUUCCAACUGAAGGGCUGGGGGGGUGCACCCCCUUCAAGGAACCCUAAAGACCUCAACAUGUAUUGAGCCACAUACUUUGCCAACAGAACUUGAAAUUUGGGAUGAGCACGUGCUGAAGGGGAUGGAUGAGGGGUUUGCUCUGUAAAAUUAUCAUUGUAUGUAUUCACGCAGCCAUCCUCAAUGAUCAAACAUCACCUGGGCUAUCACCAUGCACUCUCUUGACUGUUUCUGUUGCAAGGAGCAUGGCGGUGCUGGGGAGCCCUCCUGGCAGCAUGUGCCUCUCCUCCCUCAGCACCUGUGUGCAAGGCAGCUGACGCAGCAAGAGGACACAAACCAGUGCUGAAACCAAUUACCUAAUGUAAUUUCAGAAAAUUGAUUGUAGUCAUUCCGUCCAACACGUAAUUGUGUAUUAGGGAAUUUUGUCAAAGUAGAAAAGAGUUUUCUAAUAACUAGACAUGUUACAAAUAUCCUCCUCCUCUGAAGUGUGGGUGAGUGAUUGAGGUGCUUUUCAGUAUCUAUUCAACCUCUGCUCCCAUUCUGUUUUCAGUAGUCAUCCAAUGUACUUUUUGUGCAUGUAGCUAAGAAUUAGUAAUAAUCAGAGAAGCCAUUGAUCUGAAAUUCAGGAGGGUGCUGCCAAUUUCAUCAAAUGGCAGCACCUGCACUGAAAUCGGUCUGCUUAAUCAUGCUAUCUUAUUCAAGGUCAUCCAUCACUACCUAUUGUUCAAAAUACUGAAGCUGAGGAUGCUCCAGCCUGCAUUCGCCUGUGCUCGGUGCACUCAAUACCGCAGCAAGCCAGGUUUCUCAGCUCCUCUCCAACGUGCUCAGCACGUGGCGGCCUGCGGCAAAGGGAGGGCUGGGGGUGGCAGCACCCUGUGCCAGGCAUCAGCCACCAGUCAGCAGCUAUGGCACCAGCUUAGUGCAAACAUUUCACAUCUUUGGACAUGUUUUAGCCAAAAGACCUCUUUCUCAGCGCUAGCUUUAGCUUCAGGAUUGUUUAGUCCUUUCCACUAAUGUUUGUGAUGGCUGCAUGAUGUGAACUGCUCACUAUGCGUGGAAAACAAAAAUAGCCACAUUUCUUUUUGAAGAGCAAAUGAUGCACAUCUGCUAUGACUACUCACCAGGGCUUGAGUAAUUGUGAGACAGUAUCCUUCUGAGGUAACCACUUCACCUUUUCACUUGGGGCAAUAAUCUGCAAAUUGAAACAUCUCUACUUAGUUAGAAUAAAAUAAAUAUGAAGGCUUUCAAGGACAUGUAGUGUCCUGUUGGCACUUCGUGUAGUAAGCAAAUCUUUUAUUUUGAAUAGGAAAUGUAUUUCGUACUACAUGUAACAUACGUUUCCAGGUGUGAAAACUUUUUAUACCUUAAGAAAACGUAUUAUAAAAACAACGGCAACCCAGGAGAUGUACUGCAUGAACACAAACAGGCAGCAUGAGGAAGACAUCCAGACCACAGGCAGGAAUGGGCUGAUACUCCACCAGCGAGACCCAACAGGGCACAGUACCAUGAGCCCCAGAGCCCCCCACGGGGUGGCCAUGGUGGGGCAGGCACCACGCAGCCCAGAGCUCCCAGCCACUCUUCAUAUGGGGAUGGAGGGGGCAGGCGGCAGUAAAGCAGGUAAUCUAUGUUACCUUUGGUUUUUGGGUGUUCUGAACAUCGAUAUCUCUGUCCAUUAUGACAGAGAUACCUCUGGCCUUCCUGUUCCUCCUCAGGUGUGGUUCUUGUUGCUUUUUGUUCAAUUCUUGGUUAUUAUGCUACUCAGCAUUUAAAUGCACAUCUCUGAACUUAAUGUGAUUUGUCUGAAGUGAAGGGGACUGACUUGUAAGUGAAGCAAAAUGCACAAUUGGGCCACCAUUUUUUGCACUUCCACUUACGUGUUGAGUGUCUGUCUGUUUUUGUGUUGCCAUCUCUGCAGUUCUUCCCUGUAAAUGUGGAACACUGUGUUACAAAUACAGUACCACCGAGCUCAUGGGACAUUUUGCUGUUAGCUUUGUGAAGCAGCUUGCUGGUGGCACAUUCCCAUGGUGUGCCUUUGGCUGGGCACUCUCACCAUCCAGGGCGGGAGCUGAGGCACACAGCAAGCGGGUGUGGGGCACAGUUGGCAUGCCUGGGAUCAGGGUGAGCGCAGAAAUCCUGCUGGGAAGGAGCCCGCUGGCCAAGCGUUUGACUGACAUUUUGAUUUUCUGCCUCACAUUUGAGUUUUGAUUUCUACUGAUUGUGUGGGAGUAAAUUGGAAAAUAAAACUUUUUUUUUUUUUCAUGAUGGAAUAUGCGAUGCUGUCUUGUUCUUAGUUAGCUAAUAAAUGGUCUGAAAUCAUUUCAAAGGUAUUCUGAAUAAAGUGAGACUUUUCUCUUUAGAGCAAUACACAUCUCUAUUUCAGAGAAGAAUUAAAACACCAGUAAAAAGUUUUCCUGAUGUCAAAAAAAA
Molecule: messenger RNA, 8451 nt
Organism: Oxyura jamaicensis (ruddy duck)
Lineage: Eukaryota; Metazoa; Chordata; Aves; Anseriformes; Anatidae
Gene: RALGAPA2
Product: Ral GTPase activating protein catalytic subunit alpha 2
Exons: 41
Coding region: 122-6037 (1971 amino acids)
Biological process (GO): positive regulation of GTPase activity; regulation of small GTPase mediated signal transduction
Cellular component (GO): cytoplasm; nucleus
Molecular function (GO): GTPase activator activity
Source: RefSeq, a predicted model, not a curated record